CAACCAGAUCGUCGGUCUCUGCUCUCUCGCUCUCGAAUCUCUUUAACUCUGUUCGUCUUCGUCGGCAGCCUAUCUAUUCGUCGGCGACUGCAACCAAUCUCGCUCGUUCGCUGAAGCGGUGUCGUGUUGCUGUUGCGUUCGAAGCAUCGUUCGGGAUGGGGUUUAAACAAAAUAUGCUGAGGGGGUGAGAGUACAGGUACUGGGACAGGGAUGAGAAUGGGGAUGCUAUUACGGGGACAGGGGGGAGGGGUCCCCUAACCAUACCCUCCCCAUUGCCAUCCCCAUAUUUGAUGACCCUUGUUGAUUCCAGAUGCCGGCAAUCCUCUGUGCAACCAGCAAAGUUCAAAUCAUCCAUCAAAAACCUCCCUCCUUAGGUUGGUAGAGAAGUCAUUCAUAGUCAGCAAAGGCCUUAGAUUGUCUUGCAGCUUGCAGAAUGAUAAAGACUUUGGUAUUGCCUCUCAAGACAUCAACUUUGCAUUUUGCAAAUGUUCAAGCGCGUAAACAAUUAAUGGCCAGAGGAGCCAAGAUGGAGCUCUUUAUAACCCAACCAGAUGAUUGGCAUCUUCAUCUCCGUGAUGGUGACCUUCUUGAAGCUGUUAUCCCUCACAGUGCAUUUCAUUUCCGAAGAGGCAUAGUUAUGCCAAAUUUGAAACCUCCUGUUAAGACAACAGCUGCUGCUGUGGCGUAUCGAGAAUCCAUAUUAAAAGCGUUGCCUGCCAAUAGUGAUUUCACUCCUCUUAUGACACUUUACAUGACAGAUACAACAAAUCCUGAGGAGAUCAAACUCGCCAGAGAGAGUGGGUUUGUACAAGCGGUAAAGUUGUACCCUGCUGGUGCCACAACAAAUUCUCAAGAUGGUGUAACUGAUUUAUUUGGCAACUGCCUUCCUGUUCUUGAGGAAAUGGUUAAACAGAAUAUGCCUCUUCUGGUCCAUGGGGAGGUUACUGAUCCUGGUGUUGACAUCUUUGAUCGUGAAAAGGUGUUCAUUGACACUGUUUUAAUACCUUUAAUUCAAAAGCUUCCACAGCUGAAGAUUGUGAUGGAACAUAUUACUACAGCUGAUGCUGCUAGAUUUGUUGAGUCUUGCAAGGCAGGAUUUGUUGCAGCAACAGUCACACCGCAACAUCUUGUUCUCAAUAGGAAUUCUCUUUUUCAAGGAGGACUGCAGCCACACAAUUACUGUCUUCCAGUUCUCAAAAGGGAGACCCACAGACAAGCUAUUGUGUCAGCCGUGACAAGUGGGAGUAAAAGAUUCUUCCUUGGAACAGAUAGUGCUCCUCAUGAGAGACAACGUAAAGAAUGUUCUUGUGGAUGUGCUGGUGUAUACAAUGCUCCUGUCGCCUUAUCACUCUAUGCCAAGGUCUUUGAAGAGGCUGGUGCACUUGACAAGCUAGAGGCAUUCACAAGCUUCAAUGGACCGGACUUCUAUGGACUACCAAGAAACACAUCGAAAAUCAAAUUGAUCAAGAGGCGAUGGAAGGUGCCGGAAUCAUUCUCCUAUGCAUCUGGUGAGAUUAUUCCAAUGUUUGCUGGGGAAACACUUGACUGGAUGCCUUCCCCUGUUUAACCAAAACAUGCAUGUCUCUCGAGACAAGGGAGACAUCUGAUUUUUGCAACUAAGUUUUGUAUUAGAUUCAGAUAUUACCUAUUUGUAUUUUCUUAAUAUUUUAUUCUCUUGCUUUCAUUUCUUUUUGUAUUACCUUAA
Diospyros lotus (date-plum) is the source of this 1705-nucleotide messenger RNA. RefSeq names its product dihydroorotase, mitochondrial. Lineage: Eukaryota; Viridiplantae; Streptophyta; Magnoliopsida; Ericales; Ebenaceae. Gene Ontology annotation, biological process: pyrimidine nucleotide biosynthetic process; 'de novo' pyrimidine nucleobase biosynthetic process. Gene Ontology annotation, molecular function: dihydroorotase activity. The coding region runs from base 434 to 1567 and encodes 377 amino acids. The transcript has 10 exons. The record is from RefSeq and is a predicted model, not a curated record. Gene Ontology annotation, cellular component: cytoplasm; chloroplast.